GGUUCCAGCGAUAUCGCCCUGGUCCACCUCCCCGCGAGACUCGCCUUCGGCCCGAGCAUCCAGCCGAUCUGCUUCCCCGCUUCCGACAUCCAGGGAGCGAGCAUCGCCGCGUGCGAGAAGAGGAUCUACGGCUGGGGGUCGCUCGACGACAGAGGCUUCCUCCUGGCGCACGCCCUGCAGCGCGUGGACGUGAACGUGACCGGGAACUCCACGCACUGCUCGUCCUAUGUCGACGGGACGGUUCUCUGCGUGGAGAUGCCAGCGGAUUACGUCGACCUUGCACUUCAGUCUGUACGUAUCCUCGCACGCGAAAAUUUCCUCUGA
This is a messenger RNA of Darwinula stevensoni, 324 nucleotides long. The record is from the annotation of a GenBank genome assembly. NCBI's taxonomy places the organism in Eukaryota, Metazoa, Arthropoda, Ostracoda, Podocopida, Darwinulidae.